UUCAUUACUAAAAAAAUGGAAUCGUAAAGAAAAAAAAACAAACAUAAGAGCUGAGUUUGUUAACCACCGUGAGCGCAUCCAUGGGACGUGGUUGACGCGUGCGUGAAUUUUUGUUUCUUAAUUUCAAUAAAUGAAUUAACAGUGGAAGGGAGAAAAAAAGGAGCUGUGACUGUGAGACGCUGUCUCUUCAACCUCUUCCCCUCCACUUUGCUUCUCUCUCUCCUCUCCGGGGGUUUUACUGUAAUAUCAUCGUCGGAGACUCUGCGAUUCUUCACUGAAUCUUAUUUCUCUCUCUGCGAUUUUUCGAUUCUCGAAGCUGCAAGGACAAACAUUGAAACUCAAGCGGGAGAAAUUUUCUUUCUGGGGAGGAAACUAUGGAGCCCUAAUGCUCAUUUUCUGCUGUCUAUGAGGUUAUGUUUGGAUGAUAGAAACAUUUUAGCUUUCUCUUACAAUGAGUACACGAAGAAAUGGCAUUUCCAAGCAUCAGCGAGCUGAUAAAUUUUGUGGGGAUAGGCCAAAUUGGAUACUAAUUGCAGGGGGUGCCUUGUUGAGCACAUUGUCCAUUCGCUUUGGCUACAAGCUAAAGCAGUCGCUUGAUUGGAAACCUCAAUCAAAUGGCUCUGCUGGAAUAAAACCUAAUGGAAUAUCUGAGAGGCAAAAAUCUACAAGCUGUUGCUUGCACUCUAACACAUCUUCCUGUACACACAAUAAUGAUUAUUGUUGCUUCCGCUCCAUUCCAGGAACUGAGAAUGUGGAGGGAAAAGAGGUGACGAACGAGCAAAUGAUAUCCGCAUCUGAUACUUCACUGCCUCUUGCGAAAGUUCCUGCUCCAUCAUUUAGCAAAGAGAAUGGAAUCAUGUGGGCAACUUCUCCUGAUCGCCUGGAACUUCCCCCAAAACCAUACAAUCACCAUUCAAACUGCUCAGAUUCUCCUUGCGUAUCUGAAACCAGCUCAGACAUUUUCAGCAAACGAGAAGUAAUACAGAAACUAAGGCAGCAACUGAAGAGACGCGAUGACAUGAUACUGGAAAUGCAGGAACAGAUUCUGGAGCUGCAAAACUCGUAUAACGCGCAGAUGUCACACUCUAGCCAUCUACAGGCACAGCUAGACACACUGAACAGAGAUCUGUUUGAAUCAGAAAGAGAAGUUCAGAGACUGAGAAAGGCGAUCGCUGAUCACAGCGUGGGAUGCACAGGUAGCAAUGGCAAGACAUCUCCUGUUGCACCUUGGAGCGGCCAUGUGGACGGGUUUAUGGACAGCGAAAGCAAUUAUGAGUCACAGGAAAAGAGCCUAAGGGAUGGAGAAAGAGUAGAGAUGUUGAGAAAGGAAGUGAGUGAGCUUAAAGAGGUGAUAGACGGGAAGGAGUAUCUACUUAGAAGCUAUAAGGAGCAGAAGAUAGAGCUUUCACAGAAGGUGAAAGAGUUGCAGCAGAGACUGGACUCGCAGCUCCCAAACAUAUUGUAGGUGGAAAGGUUAGGCAUUGUGCAUACUUGCGUCUGUUCCUUUUUUUGUUUUCGGUUCUUUUCCUUUUUCGAGAAAAUGAAUCUUAUGUCCUAAGAACGUUGGAGAUGAAGAUUUUCAGGUUCUUUCUGGCUUCAGCUUUCGUUUUUUGAAUGUCUUGAUUUUGGUUUUUUUUUUUUUUGGUCUUGUCUCUUUUUCGAACAUUUGGUGUAAAGGAAAAUUAGUUGAAGAAUUUACCGCGGGAAUAGUUUUAGACUUUUCCUUGUUUUAUUAA
Messenger RNA from Arabidopsis lyrata subsp. lyrata, 1736 nucleotides. RefSeq lists its product as uncharacterized. NCBI's taxonomy places the organism in Eukaryota, Viridiplantae, Streptophyta, Magnoliopsida, Brassicales, Brassicaceae. The record is from RefSeq and is a predicted model, not a curated record. The transcript has 4 exons. Bases 452 to 1465 code for a protein of 337 amino acids.